Mixia osmundae IAM 14324 is the source of this 1807-nucleotide messenger RNA. RefSeq lists its product as uncharacterized. NCBI's taxonomy places the organism in Eukaryota, Fungi, Basidiomycota, Mixiomycetes, Mixiales, Mixiaceae. The record is from RefSeq and is a predicted model, not a curated record. Gene Ontology annotation, biological process: nitrite transport; nitrate transmembrane transport. The transcript has 3 exons. Gene Ontology annotation, molecular function: nitrite transmembrane transporter activity; nitrate transmembrane transporter activity. The coding region runs from base 56 to 1723 and encodes 555 amino acids. Gene Ontology annotation, cellular component: membrane.
CAGUGCGUGCAGCACGACCGAGCGCCGGAGCAUCCUGCCGUCCUGAUAAGACAAGAUGUCGUCCUCCUCGCCCGCCUCGUCCGUCGAGGUCAACGAAAAAGCCCAACAGCAAUUGAAGGAGCAAAACACUCACGAUGCGAUCGACGGCAUGGCUGUCUCCGAACAGACCAAGCAAGGCUUGAGGAGCGGCAUGCAUGGUCCGCCCAAAUUCUCUAUCAAGCAACUCUUUUCGCCACCGGUCAUCAACCCGACGAACUUGAAAUCGCAGACCCUUUGUAUCUUCCAUCCUAACCGAUACGCGCUAGCGUUCCACUUGUCCUGGCUGGGCUUCUUCGUCGCUUUCCUGUCCUGGUUCGCAUUCCCGCCGCUGAUUCCGGAGAUUAUCCGAACCGACCUCAAGCUAACUGCCAUCGACGUUGCCAACAGCAACAUUGUCUCGCUGAGCGCAACCCUCGGUGUCCGAUGGAUCGUAGGACCGUUUGUCGACAGAUUUGGACCUCGAUACGUCAUGGCGUCUCUGCUUAUCAUUGGCGCCAUCCCAUCCGGCCUAGCCGGCACUGCGCACAACGCUCACACGCUCUACGUUCUGCGAUUCUUCAUCGGUAUCCUCGGUGGUACCUUUGUUCCUUGCCAAGCCUGGACGACUUGCUUCUUCGACAAGAACGUCGUCGGUACCGCUAAUGCGCUCGUCGGAGGUUGGGGUAAUGCUGGCGGUGGCGCCACCUUUGCUAUCAUGGUCGCGCUCUACACGCGUCUGCUCAAGGACACGACGCCCCAUGUCGCAUGGCGUGCUGCUUUUGCUGCAGUCCCUGUUCCGGUGCUCUUCUUCGUCGCUGCUCUCACGCUCAUCUUCGGACCCGACCACCCUGCCGGCAAAUGGUCGCAGCGACACACCACGCCUGCAUCCGCCAUUGCGAUGAAGCACGGUCAUCAGCCACAGCUUGACCACUCUGAGCGUGCUGUCAUCGAGAACAAGAUGACGACCGACAAGGAAGCUCAACCCGGCGUCCAAGUCAGACCAGCUGACGCAGAAGAGGAAGCCGAGAUGGAGGCAAAUGUCAAGUCCGAGGUCGAUAUCGCGGUCAAUGAAAAGCUCACAAUGAAGAGCUUUGUUACCAUCAUCUCCGACCCCUUGACAUGGCUACCUGCAGUGUCAUACUUGACCUCGUUCGGCGCGGAGCUGUUCGUCGACUCCAAUGUCGCAAACAUCAUCUUUGCCAUCUUCAAGACCACCUCGUUCACCAGCAUUACAGCAGGUUACUGGACAUCGUCAUAUGGUCUGCUCAACAUUAUCACUCGUCCUCUUGGCGGUCUAGCGGGCGAUCUUAUCUAUCGCAAGUUCGGCGUUGCCGGCAAAAAGUAUCUCAUGCUUGGUCUGGGCAUGGCGAACGGCCUCGUCUUCAUUGGUCUUGGCCAAUACUUGAAGCAUCAUCCUACCAUCGCUCGCGGCGCACAUCUGCCGACCUUCAUGGGCCUAUUGCUGCUGAGUGCCAUCUUUGACGAGAUGGGCAACGGUGCCGCGUUCGCACUCGUACCUCACACUGCUGUACGCAACAACGGUCUCCAAUCUGGUCUCGUCGGUGGCAUGGGCAAUCUCGGCGGCAUCUUCUUCAAUCUGGUCAUUCGGUACCAGACAGAGACGGGCAAGGCGAUCUGGAUCAUCGGCAUCGUCGUCCUCAUUGCCAACGCGAUCCUGUUGCCCAUCAAGACGCCAAAAUAUUAGAUCCUUGGUCAUCUAGAGUGGAAUAUAUGUCUUGUCGGAUUGUACGCUUGGAUAUUUAAUGCAUCAGCAAACGUUACACAGAGA